CGCGCCUCGGAAGCGAAACAUGGAGCGUUACGAGGAGGAUCUGGGACUCCGCGCCGGCAAACUGAUGGAAGACCUUUCCUUAUACGAGACGUACAAAGACGGGAUCUACACCGCCAGGAGAGACUUGGUGAUCAGCCCCGAUUUGGAUUUUUCUGCCCCGGCGGUCGCCGAGCGUAAAAGUAAGCCGAUGAAUGGCACGUCCGUGCCGCACCGGCAGCAUCACACUGUCGAGAACUACACGUCGGGAAACACGGUGUACAACGCGGCCGUCGUGCGCCCCGUGAACGGCAGCCGAACGGUGCCUGCCGAUUUCUGCGCCCCUCAGCGAGAGGUCGUGUACAACGAGGACGGCUGUUGCACCAAAUCCGAGGUGGCCUUGCCGUGUUACAGCGGCGCAUCCGAGAGGCACAGGAGGUACUCUCUGGAGGUGCAGGGGCACCGGUACAGCACCGGCAGCGCGUUCGACGGCGUGGGUCUCAACAAAUCGGUGCCUUUACCCGGCAACAGGUGCAACAGCGUGUGCAUCACCACCAGCACCAGCCACGACGGCAGGUACCACGCGACGAGUCCCCGGUCCAGCCUGGCAUCGUCCUUGUCCUCCCAGGAGCAAGGCAAGCACGUUAGCCCGAGGUCGAGCGUCAGCAGCCCGCGUGCCAGUUUGGUGGUGCCGGGACAGGACAAGUACUCGAGCCCCAGGUCCAGUUUGGUUCACUGUGAGGGGAGCAGUGUGCUCAGUCCCCGCUCCAGCUAUGCAAGCACAGCCAGCGACACCAGCAAGCACUCCAGUCCCAGGGCCAGCCUCAACAGCUACGAGUGCUGCAGCAAGCCCAGCAGCAACCGCACCAGUGGCAUCAGCAUGGGGUACGACCAGAGGCACACCAGUCCCAGGUCGAGCACAGCGAGUCAAUACUCUUUCACCACCAGCCCAAGGUCGAGCUACUCCGACUCGCGGUACGGGCCCGUCGGCAGCCAUGAUCUGGAGGGUGCACUUGUGCACGGAGUGCCAGUGGCAAGUCCCCGGUCGAGCAUCUGCAGCCAGGACGGGAACGGGAGAGCCGGCAUGGCGGUGAACUGCGUGGUCAGCCCCCGUUCGAGCAUCUCCAGUCACAGCUCCAGGAGCUCCCGCAGCUCCAGGGGGUCUAUGAGCACCUACCCGGACCUGCAGCUGCCCUCGCCCCGGUCCUCGAUGCUGGGGACCGGUCUGCACGAGGACACGCUGCUGCCAGAGUUCGGCGAGUCCAACGGCAUCCAAAACCGCGUCCAUCUCCAAGCGCUGCCGGCCAUGGCCGAGUCCCAGCAGCAGUCCUCCCAGGCGGGGAUGAGCGCGGAGGGGACCGCGGGUUCGCCGCCGCCGCCGCCGUCGUCGUCAACGUCGUUUGCCUACGGGUUGUCUUCAAAAGCCCCUGCCCCCGGGCAGAGGUUUAAAAUGCCCUACCAGGUGACCCCCUGCCGCGAAAGUGGCCCCAGCCAGGCGGAAAGGCGGCUAGAGGCGCUCACCUUGGAGCUAGAGAAGGAGUUAGAGAUGCACAUGAAAAAGGAGUACUUUGGUAUCUGUAUCAAAUGUGGGAAGGGUGUCUAUGGAGCCAGCCAGGCCUGCCAGGCUAUGGGGAACCUGUACCAUACCAACUGCUUCACCUGCUGUUCCUGUGGGAGGCGGCUGAGAGGGAAAGCGUUCUACAAUGUCAACGGCAAGGUCUACUGUGAAGAGGAUUUCCUGUACUCAGGCUUCCAGCAGACGGCAGAGAAAUGCUUUGUGUGCGGCCACCUUAUCAUGGAGAUGAUCCUCCAGGCACUGGGCAAGUCGUACCAUCCUGGCUGUUUCCGCUGUGUGGUGUGUAAAGAGGGUCUGGAUGGAGUGCCUUUCACUGUGGACGUUGAAAACAAUAUCUACUGUGUCAAAGACUACCACACGGUCUUCGCCCCUAAGUGUGCCUCCUGUAACCAGCCCAUCCUCCCCGCCCAGGGCUCUGAGGAGACUAUCCGGGUGGUAUCUAUGGACAAAGACUACCAUGUUGAAUGCUAUCACUGCGAGGAUUGCGGUCUCCAGCUCAACGAUGAAGAGGGUCACCGCUGUUACCCCCUAGAAGGCCACCUGCUGUGCCACGGCUGCCACAUCCAUCGGCUAAAGCCCCAGGUCCCCACCCACCCACCCCCCAGCUACCCUCUCCACGUCACCGAGCUGUGAGCCGGAGGGAGGGACA
This is a messenger RNA of Lampris incognitus (smalleye Pacific opah), 2201 nucleotides long. It is a transcript of the gene wtip, whose product is annotated as WT1 interacting protein. NCBI's taxonomy places the organism in Eukaryota, Metazoa, Chordata, Actinopteri, Lampriformes, Lampridae. The record is from RefSeq and is a predicted model, not a curated record. Gene Ontology annotation, cellular component: P-body; transcription regulator complex; nucleus. The coding region runs from base 20 to 2185 and encodes 721 amino acids. Gene Ontology annotation, molecular function: transcription corepressor activity. Gene Ontology annotation, biological process: response to hypoxia; cytoskeleton organization; negative regulation of hippo signaling. The transcript is spliced from 8 exons.